Chelonia mydas (Green sea turtle) is the source of this 7488-nucleotide messenger RNA. RefSeq names its product C-type lectin domain family 2 member D. The coding region runs from base 142 to 744 and encodes 200 amino acids. The record is from RefSeq and is a predicted model, not a curated record. Lineage: Eukaryota; Metazoa; Chordata; Testudines; Cheloniidae. The transcript has 5 exons.
CCAGUGAGCGGAAGCUGAUCACAGCCCAGCACAGGAACCCGAGGACUGAAGAAAGCAGAGGGUGCCGUGGAGCAUUGCAGUGGAGACCCAGAAGAGGACCCAAGUAAACAGAGCACCGUUGUGUGAAUACAUGACAGGGAGAUGGACCGAGACGUAUAUAGACCGAUCUGUAAUUUUGUUGGCGAUCGAGCUAACUCCGCAUUCGGCAAAUGCCUAGCAAAUAAAGUCCCAGUCUGGGUCUUGAUCAUAAGUGCUCUGGUAGUAGCUCUGGUAGGAGCUCUCUCAGGAAUAGCAAGCCGAUAUUCGGUCCAUCCUGGCUCCGCUGUGGGCCUCUCUCCAGAUCCCCCUCCUGGCCCCUGUUGUCCGGAUGGCUGGGUCGGAUACCAAGGGAAGUGCUACUAUUUCUCCGAGGCCCAAGAGAACUGGACCUACAGCCAGAACAACUGCACUGCGCUCGGUGCUUCCCUGGCUGUGAUUGACAGUGAGCAGGAAAUGCAGUUCCUACUGCGCUGUAAAGGCAAACUUGUCCAUUGGCUCGGCCUCUGGAGGGAGCAGGACCAGCCCUGGAAAUGGGCCAAUGGCACCGAAUUCAACAACCAGUUUGAAAUUAAAGGAGGAGGACAUUGUGCAUAUCUGAGUGAUGGAUUUGUUGGCUCUUCAAGGUGCUCCUCACUCACAAACUGGAUUUGCAGCAAACGUGACGCAUAUACAGUGGGAAAGGGAACUGCACAGCCUAGGAUAUGAAAGUUUGAGAAUAAUCAAAAUGUGAUCUGGAAAAGCUUGAAGUCCUAGCACCUGUAGACAGACCAGGAUGAGUAUUUAUUCCCUACAGUCUGUUCCCCCGGGGUCUGUCCUGUUUCUGAUUGUCAAACAGUGGGGCUUCCAUGUUCUUUAUAGCUUGAUCCAAAGUAGAACAGAGCUGUCGUUUUCUAGGGAAACUUUCCUGAAAUUAACUAGCCCUCUUUACUCAGUUCUCCUAGUUAUACCCCAUGCGUACACAAUCUCUAGUGUUUUCCGCAUGUCCUGCUCUUGAUCAAGCCUCUGCCCCUUAGGAGCACGCUUAUAGGUGGCUGUUUUCUGGCGACCCUGGGUUUACCUCCUCACUGGUUUGUAAUGUGAAGGCAGAGCUACAGAAGGGAAAGGAAACUGGUGCAGGAAUUCAUAACAGCAAUAAUUUUUUUCAAAUGGAAAUAGGCAGUGGAUUAGGUACAUCUUCAUAUACAUCUCCUGACCAAUCAAACUGGGCAUUCAUGAGCUUGUGUAACCCCAAUCUUAUUUUUUCUUUUCCCCUAUUUGGAUUUUUAUGGUGCUGCAACACAUGAGCACCCGUCCAACUCUCUCGGGGUCUCUGGCAAUCUUUUAUAAAUACAGUAUUAAGUAGACCAUCCGUUACCUCCAAUCAAAUCCAGGAACCCAGUGACCGCAUCAAUAUAACAAAUUAGUUUAACUUCCUCCCACUCUUACCCUUCUCCUCCUCUCAGUUCUUCCUCCUAUUUAUUAAACACACUUGUUGCACUUUUGUUCUACAAUUAGAUGGUUAGCUACUCGGGGCAGGUUCCUUGUCUUGCUGCAGGUGCAGUGCCCAGCACAAUGGGGCCCUGGUCCUGAGUCAGGCCUCAGGACCAACACUGAUACUACACCAGUGAUGAUUUUAGGCCGGUUCUCAUUUAAUCUUUCCUCUUAAAUCAACCCCUCUAGUCUCGCUGGAAGUGCCUUUUGUCUGAGAGUUUUCAUGCUCUUGCUCUCCAGGUGUGGGACCAGGUUAUCCGUGAUGUUUCUGGAUUUGCGGAAGACACAUGACGUGUGGCUCUUUGAGUAGAUGCAGACGUGUGUUCCGAGUAGAUCUGCGUGCGCCCAGGAGCCAGAGACUCUUGCCUAGCAGUAUCCGUAGAGAGGUGGCUCUUCUGCCUGUAGACCCUCCCCUGGCUAUAUGAGGCAGCGCUGCCCCAGCCCCCCAUCAGUUCCGUCUUACGGCCCAUCGGCUGGAGUUAGUCUUGUGCGCUUCUUGCUUUACAACCUCGUGAAUUUGUAUCUUAGCCUACUCUGUUGCUAAGUUUUAGCCUAGUCUUGGCAUCGGUGGUAGUGUUCCCUGGUGGUGUCUUUAUCGGGGUUCAAGCAUGGCUCUUCAUGCGGAGUGGCAAUUCCCAACUGUGACCACCACACACGGUGCUUGCUCUGCUUUGGCAAAGCCCACCUUAAGGCAUGGUGUUCGGUCUGCAGAUCAUUCAAGAAGCAGACUUGGGUGGCACAGGACCUUCUCCUUAAGCAGCCCCUGCUUGAGUAGGCCACGAGGCCUGACCCAGUGCCAAGGCUUUCCUUGGGCAGCAGCUUGCCCUCUGGCUCAGAGAGCACUGCUGCCUCCCGUUCCGGGGCAGGGACCUCUCUGAAGAGACACAGGAGCCAUUCUCAAGGUUACACUUCAACUACAUCCAAAGUUUGUAUCCAAGGUGGUCUCUCAGUUUCACUUGAACCAGGUGAUGUAUUUGCCUGUAUUUUUCCCCGAGGUGCAUUCUUCCCCCGAACAGCAGCGCCUCUACGCUAGAGGCCGUCUGAUCUUCAGUUUUGUGCUUCACCUCACCUAUUUGUAUCCUAGGAAGGGUCAAGACUGUAUACGAGAUAGCAUCGGCCAUGCCUCCUCAACAGAUGUGGGUGCAUUCGACGAGAACGCAGGCAACAUUGGUGGCAUUCCUCAAUGACAUUUCCAUAUUGGAGAUUUGUAGGGCAGCCAGAUGGUUGUCCAGGCAUACUUUUACAGACCAUUAUGCGCUCGCUGCUGCUUCCAGAGCCAGCGUUCAUGUUGGAAAAGCAGUCCUGCGUUUCUUACUCAGGUAGACUCUGAGGCCUGCCUCCGGAUGAGGGUACUGCUGGCUAGUCACCUUCUGGGAAUACACAUCUGCAUCUACUUGAAGAAAUAGUUACUUACCGUAACUGGUUCUUCAGGUUGUGAUGCAGAUAUGUACAGGCAGUCCUCAGACUUAUGACACCAUUGGUUCCUGAAAAUUGUGUCUUAAGUCGAAAACGUAACUCGAAUUUCCCAUAGGAGCAACGUCCGAGAGUCGUAAAGUUGAAACAGGAUGUCAAUUUAUAAAUGUCAAGGACUGCCUGUGUCAAGGUUCCUUCCCCACCCUGAACUCUAGGGUACAGAUGUGGGGACCUGCAUGAAAACCUCCUAAGCUUACUUUUACCAGCUUAGGUUAAAACUUCCCUAAGGUACAAACUAUUUUACUUUUUGCCCUUGGACUUUCGCUGCCACCACCAAAUGUCUAACCAGUUUUAUUUUAUUAGGAAAGAGUCCAUUUGGAAACGUCUUCCCGCUCCAAAAUCCUCACUAAAACCUUGCACCCCCCUUCCUGGGGAAGGUUUGGUAAAAAUCCCCACCAAUUUGCAUAGAUGACCACAGACCCAAACCCUUGGAUCUUAGAACAAUGAAAAAAGCAAUCAGUUCUUGAAAAGAAACAUUUUAAUAGAAAACAGUAAAAAGAAUCACCUCUGUAAGAUCAGGAUGGUAAAUACCUUACAGGGUAAUUAGAUUCAAAACAUAGAGAAUCCCUCUAGGCAAAACCUGAAGUCACAAAAAGACACACAGACAGGAAUAUUCAUUCUAUUCAGCACAACUCAAUUUCUCAGCCAUUUAAAGAAAUCAUAAUCUAACGCAUAUCUAGCUAGAUUACUUACUAAGUUCUAAGACUCCAUUCCUGUUCUCUCCCUGGCAAAAGCAUCCCCCAGACAGACACAGACCCUUUGUUCUCCCUCUUCCCAGCUUUUGAAAGUAUCUUGUCUCCUCAUUGGUCAUUUUGGUCAGGUGCCAGCAAGGUUAUCCUAGCUUCUUAACCCUUUACAGGUGAAAGGAUUUUUCCUCUGGCCAGGAGGGAUUUUAAAGGUGUGUACCCUUCCCUUUAUAUUUAUGACAGCCUGUGUUCCCCCAACCCCUCUGCAUUGGCAUCUCUUCCCAUGAGCGUUCAGCCAGAAGGAACUGAGAAGGGUUGGGGCGGCACUGCUUCAUAUAGCCAGGGAGGGGCUACAGGCACGCGGUGCAAAUGCCACUCCUCUACGGGUACUGCUAGGCAAAAGUCUCCAGCUUGCAAGGCGCACGCACACCUACUUGGAAUAUACGUCUGCAUCACAUCGUCAUUCCUUCUCACCCUGGUUGCGUAACGCAGCUGAACUGUGGUGCUCUUAUUGACGGGUAUUAUCAGUGCCUUAGGGAGGGGACGUGCCAACCGUCUUCUGAUUCUGGGAGGAUUUUCACUCUGUUCCUCCCCACAACUUGCUCUGUUUGGAAUAUUGGUGCUUUUUGAUCCACUGAUCCAUCCUCCACAUUCCCUUUAGUGGGACCAGUGUAUGUUUUGUGAUACUUUUACCCAUUCAUAGAUUUUUUUUUUUUUUUUUUUUUCCCCACUAUGAUCAUCUUGUCAGACCUCCUGGAGAACACAGGCCAGAGAACCUUAGCCACUAAUUCCUGCAUCAAGGCCUCUAACUUCUGUUUGAAUUGUAGCAUCUCUCUUCUAGAAAGACCAAUCCAAUCUUGAUUUAAAGACUCUUAAAUGAUGGAGAAUUCACCACAUUCCUAGGCAAGUUGUUCAAAUGGUUAAUCAACCUCACUGUUAAAAUCUGUAUUAAUUCACACUUUAUUUCUAGUCUGAAUUUGUCCAGCUUCAGCUCCCAGCCUUUAGAGUUUGCUCUGCCCUUAGUUGCUAGAUUAGAGAGCCCCCUGCUGUCAGAAAUCUCCUUAAGGUGGAGGUACCAGUAGAUCAUAAUCCUAUUACCUUUGACUCAUCUCUUGGAUUGAACUGAAUAGAUUGGGCUGCUGGUGUCUCAUAAGGCAGGUUUUCCAGACCUUAAAUCAUUCUCGUGGCUCUUCUCAGAACUCCUUUCCAACAUUCUUGUGUACAAUCCUGACCCUUAAACUUUUCAGCUGCCUUUGUGAUGAAGUAUUACCUGAGCUUUCUAUGGUAGAGGGGUAUCUAGGGAGUAAUGCAGGGUGGUCCAUCCCCUCCAAAGCUGUAUUCUAAUUACUGCCUUGACAAUUGCAAAUUUGUUGUGCUGUCUGCACUUUGUCUUUCAGUUCUGUUCUUGACCUUCUCCAGUGUGGCUUCUGGUCUUACACUCCAUGGAAGUCUCUAAUGACACCUUCUUGGCCAGGACUUGUUCUCCAUCUUCGUCGUCUUUGACCUCUGGGUGGCUUUUGACAUCACUGACCAGUCCCUACUGCUUGAUGUUUUAUCUUCCUUGGUUCUGGACUGUCAUGGUUCUCCUCCAACUUCUCUGAUCACUCGUUGUCUCAUUUGGUGGGUCUUCCUUUCCCCAUUUCUGUGGGUAUCCCUCAAGUCUCUGUCCUUGGCUCCCUUCUCUUCUCCUUUAUCUUUAGGUGCUCUAUCCACAAACAUCAGAUUCCAUCUCUUCCCUCCAUCUAUUUUUCUUCUCAGCCUUUCUACCAUCUCUUGAGGACUGUUCACUCAUUUUUAAACUCAACAGGACCAAAACUGAACUCUGUUCUCCCCCUUUUGCCACACCAAUCAGGCCCAUAACCUGGGUGGUAUCUGACUCUGCCCUCUCACUGGACUUGACCAUUCAGGCAACUUCUAAACCUUGCCACUUGUAUCAUACUCCUCUCAAAACUCUGAUCUUUCCUCUGACUCCACAUGGCCAAAACUCAUCCCACCCCUCAUCAUUUCAUGCCCAGGUUACUGCAGCCUCCCCUUCCCUGGCUUUGACUGUAGUAGCUUUCUUCAUGUCAAGCUUCAGAAGGCUGUUACUACGAUGAUCAUUAUCCAUUGCUUUGGCCACAACAGUCCCUGCUGAGUUUCUACACUGGGUUCUCCUUCACCUCAUCAGCAAAUAGAAGUGUAGGCAAUAAAACCUUGGUGGUAUUCAUAAUUUAUUUUAAUGUAAUAUUAAGCAAGUGCCUUUAUUCAAAUUUGAGGAAAAGUAUUUUUAUAUACAUAAUACUUGGGAGAACCAUGUCUAUUUUUCAUUAAAUGAAAUAUUCAGGUUAAUGAAGGACUUCUUAGGAAACUUUUCUGCUUUCUCAUAAGUGGCAGGCACAAGAAGAAUAAUGCUGCUUCUAACUAUUUUAAUUUAAAUGAAACAAGCACAAAGUUUCCUUCCCUUGUCAAAUCUUUUUUUUUAAACUUUCCCAAUUUUUUAGUAGUUUACAUUUUAACACUGUACUGUAUUUGCACUGUUGGGGGUUUUUUUGUUUGGUUGGUUUUUUGUUUGUUUUUUUGGGGGGGGUCUCUGCUCCUGCCUGAUUGUAUACUUUGAGUUCCCAAUGAGGUGGGUGGGGGGUUGACUGGUCUGUUCAUAACUUGGGGGCUCAUAACUCUGAGGUUCUAUGUACUAUCGCCAAUUUAGUAAGAUGUUUUAAGUAUUCUAUGACCUUGCCCUAUUUAUGUGAUCGCUAGUUACUUAUUGAAAGAAGCCAUUUCAGUAUCAAGUAUUGUUGUUAAUUGAGUAAUUAUCUGGCAGUGCUUAAGCAACUUUCCUACCUAACUUGCAAGUCAAGAGCCAUCUCCCCAAGAAUUGUUAAGAGUCAAUGCUGUUCUUGAAAACCAUUUUAAGCUAAAGUCUUCUUUAUAAGAAUCCUGUAAGUUUUUAAAAAGACUUACUUCUUAAAUCCAAACAUCUUUAAAUUCUGCUUCAGAUAUAUAAAAAGUAAACUCCUGUGAAGCCCUAAUAAAACUAAAGGACUAUCCCAGAAAAUGGACUACAUACCAGAGUUGAAACACUAAACUCCAAAAUGUUCUGAGCAUUCCCUGCACGAGAUCAAAGACCUUUGCACCCUAUUGCAUAAGCAAACAGAGCUGGCCCUAGUAGCAGGUCAUGAAGAUCUUAAGCAGGGGUGGUGCUGGGGAAGGGGGCAGGCUUGCAGGGGCUAUAGCCACCCCAAAGCUUGCUUUAGCCACCAUAUAGCAGCUACCACUCUCCAGCAGCCGAGCUCUGCAGGCAGAGCAGACACUACUGGCCUGCCUGGGCAGGGGUGCCCUAGAGCAGCCUCCACUGACACUAGGAAAGGAGAAGAGUGUAAAUCUCUCUGCGUUAAGCAAACCUUCUCUGCUCCUGUCUCAGCACUCAGCCAGUUCACCUUGUCUCUUUGUAAGCAAACAGCAUCAGGAAGGCAAAACAAAGAAGCUACCCGGCAGCCUUUCACUACAGCGCUACUUUAGCCACCUGCCCUCAUUAAGUUUCUUGCAUGACAGGUGAGUUUGCCAAAGCACUGCCGAGGAGCUAGAUUUUGUGUGUGUGUGUAUAAUAUAAUAUUUUUUACCCCCUUGGGAUUAUUGUAAUGGGCUAUUCCAAUGCUAUUCAACACUGGAAUGGCUGAGAUUGUGCUCUAGGAGUCGUACGCUAACCUUGCUAAAUGGAGAGAAAUAGUAGAUUUCUGUUAAAAGCUUUCUGCAGAGACCUAGAGAAGAGAUUGUCACUAAAGUAGGAAUUGGAUGUGUCAUUUUGUUUGUUUUUUGUUUAAUAAAACAUUAUUUCUCGUGA